Hibiscus syriacus is the source of this 507-nucleotide messenger RNA. RefSeq lists its product as uncharacterized. Gene Ontology annotation, molecular function: RNA-DNA hybrid ribonuclease activity; nucleic acid binding. The coding region runs from base 1 to 507 and encodes 168 amino acids. Lineage: Eukaryota; Viridiplantae; Streptophyta; Magnoliopsida; Malvales; Malvaceae. The transcript has a single exon. The record is from RefSeq and is a predicted model, not a curated record.
AUGGAAUCCCCAGCUCUAACAGGAAGAUUGGCUAGGUGGCAGAUGUUAUCAGAAUACGAUAUUGUACAUGUUAACCAGAAUGUGGUAAAAGAAAGUGCCAUAGCAGACUUUCUCGCAAGUCGUGCUUCAGAAGAUUAUGAGUCUCUGAAUUUUAAUUUUCCCGAUGAAGACUUAAUGAGUAUCUUGGUUGAAGAGAAUGACGUCUCAAAUGAUAAAUCUUGGAAGCUUUACUUUGAUGUAGCAUCUAAUGCUCUAGGACGAGGAAUUACGACAGUGUUGAUUUCCCCGAAAGAAGUCUAUUACCCUUUCACGAGUAGGCUCGAGUUCUUCUGCACCAACGAUAUAGCAGAAUACGAGUCAUGUGCUAUGAGAUUAAGGGAAGCUAUAGAAAGAAAAGUCAAAGUGCUUAGAGUACAUGGAGAUUCCUCACUAGUAGUAUACCAACUCCGAGAAGAGUGGGAAACGAAAGACUCGAAAUUGGUUAAGUAUCAAAAUUUGAUCCUUUAA